UCAAAAGCUUGGGACUAUUCGUGGCAAUUGAGCCAUGGGGGCUGAUUUAUAAAGUCGAGGCAGAGACACUUUGCCCCCCUAAAUCAGGGCGGAAAAAUAGCCAAGCAGUAGAAAUGUCCAACGGGGAGAAGAACCACUCUGCUGGAACAUGUUCUCAUUCCUCUGACGGUUCCGACGCGCUGGACAUUCCUCGAACUCUGUUAUUCGAACACUUCUUUUUUUUUUUUUUUUUUUUUUUUUUUUCUUCUUUUUUUUCUUUUUUUUUUUUUUUCCUUUUUUUUUUUUUUAAACUUCUGUCCUCUGUGUGUAGAAAUCAUGAUUUGGUUUCUCUGACGAUAUUUGCUUUUCAUGUUCGGUUCUGCAGCGGAUGGGCUGCAGACCAGUUCAGGAGUGGCGGGUCAAAUGCUGCAUCAUUGGGAGAUAAGCAGUCCACGCAAGUGGUGAGUUGUGGGGGAUAAUGUUGGUCCAAAGCAGCUGAAACAGAAGUCGAAAGGGAAAAUAAGUCGAAAUAGUUCAGGAUGUAUUGGCCCGACACUUG
Aspergillus pseudotamarii is the source of this 538-nucleotide messenger RNA. RefSeq lists its product as uncharacterized. The transcript has a single exon. Lineage: Eukaryota; Fungi; Ascomycota; Eurotiomycetes; Eurotiales; Aspergillaceae. The record is from RefSeq and is a predicted model, not a curated record. Bases 114 to 458 code for a protein of 114 amino acids.